Thermothelomyces thermophilus ATCC 42464 is the source of this 1119-nucleotide messenger RNA. RefSeq lists its product as uncharacterized. The coding region runs from base 1 to 1119 and encodes 372 amino acids. The record is from RefSeq and is a predicted model, not a curated record. NCBI's taxonomy places the organism in Eukaryota, Fungi, Ascomycota, Sordariomycetes, Sordariales, Chaetomiaceae. The transcript has a single exon.
AUGGGCCCGGAACCGCUGCCGCACCUCCCCUCCGAGAUCUGGAUGAUGAUACUCGAGAGCCUGCCCCCUUCCUUCUUCCAGCAAGACAUCCGCCGCCUGGCCCUCUCCAAGCGCUGGUAUAGCCUCGCCUUCCCCAUCUUCUACCCGCGCAUCGAGUACACGCCGCGGGUCAUCAGCCGGCUGGUGCACCGCAAGUCCAAGUCGCUCGACCGGUCGCGCGCCAUGCUGCGCAAGUCGCUGCGCUGCGUCAACAUUGUGCUCGACGGGGUGCCCGGCGAUGAUGCCGAGCUCGUGCGCUUCAACACGCCCGCCAACCUGGCCCGCUUCUGCCUCAUGCUGCUCGAGUUCCGCGAGCUCGACGAGGUCCGCUUCGCCGCCCGCUGGCCGAACCGCGCCUGGCCCGCCGACCCCCUGCAGCCCGACUACCUGUGCAUCCGCACGCUCGAGCCCUACCUCAGCCUGCUGACGCACGUCACCGCCCUGGACCUGGACCUGUGCGGCACCGACAUCGUCGCCUGCCCCGGUCCCGGUCCCGGCCACGGCUACGGCUAUGGCCACGGACACGGCCACGGCCACGGCCACGGCGAUGGCGCCGCCGCCACCCCGGUGCACUUCUGCGAGCACGUGCGCCCCCUGCUGUCGCGCCUCCGCGCCCUGCGCCUGCGCAUGCGGAGCAUCUGCCACACCGCCCUCGUCCCGCUCGACGGCCGCCCCGUCACCCUGCGGGAGCUGAGGCUGAGCCUGUACCUCGGCCGGGUGUCGGAGAACAACCCGAAGCUCAACUCGAGCAGGACCUGCCGGCGCGCGGGGGGCUCGCGCGAGCGGACCGUGCCCAUGAACGAGAUGCGCGCCGCCAUGAGGGCCUUGAUCGUCGACAUGGCCCCGUCCGCCCGGGCCGAGAUGGUCCACUUGGCCCCGACCGGCGAGAUCCACGUCUGGGACGCGGGAACCGACCGCUGCUCCCGCGACCCGUCCGAGAAGCCGAUGCGGUUCCCCCUCUGCUUCGAGGCCACGCACUCGCGGGUCUGCUUCUCGGCGCACGCCGAUGACUUGGCAUCUGGCGAUCACGCCGGUGUUGGUGGAGUGCUCACGUCCAGCUCGGACGACAUGUCCAACUGA